Pseudovirgaria hyperparasitica is the source of this 1965-nucleotide messenger RNA. RefSeq lists its product as uncharacterized. Lineage: Eukaryota; Fungi; Ascomycota; Dothideomycetes; Acrospermales; Acrospermaceae. The transcript is spliced from 3 exons. The record is from RefSeq and is a predicted model, not a curated record. Bases 1 to 1491 code for a protein of 496 amino acids.
AUGCAGGAAUCGCCGUCUCGACGACGGAUACCGCCUAUCCCUUACCAGCAGUCGCGUUAUGACCAGGACUCUUCCUUAGAUGCUCUCCAGCAAACACCACAAAGUCGUUCCCAGGUAGAGUAUAUCGUAAGGCCAGCGUCGCCGUCUCAGCAACGUGUACUCCGUACCCUACGCCAACGGUUACGUCGUAAUCAGGAGUCUUCCUUAGACUCCCUCCAGCAGAUACCGCAACCUCAAUCCCAGGUACCUACUACCAUAAACCUAGGCCAGCUACCCUAUGCGCCCGUAUCACCCACCCUAUCACAAGUGACUUUCGGCAUAUUCUCUGCCGUCCAAGUUCCAGCGACGAGGGUAAAUGGGGAGAUUCGGAUGCCUUGCUGCGGCAAUGGUAAAGUACAGAUCCCAGUACUACCUGAAUAUCCCCCCGUCUUACGCGAGCUUCUCUUACAGACACGACAGACUCGGAAUAGUACUACUGUUUGGGACUACACGACAGAGAAGUUCCGACAGAGUAUACGACACUAUAACCAGUCAGUGUCAUUUGUUUCUGCGAAGAUCAACAUUGAGAAUGGCGCACUACAGGAUGCUCUCCCAAGGAAUAGCCAUCAAGGCGUGUAUACUCUGGUCGCAAAGGGUGAGCUUCUCCAUUUUAUAAGCAACCUACGACCAGACCACGACGACCCGAAGUAUGCACAGCUAUACAUCUACGAUAACCAGACUGAGCAGGGUAGGCUACGUCGUGCUGCGUUUCAGAAUCUCCACGACGAUAUUUUACGACGCAUUGAGGAGGUUCUCUACCGUAUAAAUCCGUUUAUCCAGACAUUUCGUAUGAAUGCGCAAACACUACGCGACCAGCCUGCCCUUGGUCUUAGUAUUGGUAUUAUUGAAGACCACGACCACGACCCAAGGAGAUGGAAUACACCAAACUGCGACGAGAUUGCAGGACUCCUCCCAGUUGGGCCGCAGGGUGAGCCAGUUGCGGAGCAGCGUGAUGUUGUGCUCCGAUACAUAGAUGGUACUCUACGCCAGAUGAGUGACCUCCAUGCGACAUAUCUCCCAAUGCGCUUUCCACUACUCUUUCCGCAUGGGUCGCUAGGGUGGAACUGGAACUACCCUGCGCACCAGAAUCCCUAUUAUCCUCGAGGCGCAGGCCGCCGUGAGCAGGCUAUAGCUAUUCCAGAGAGAGGUCGUGGUCGAGGUCGUGGUCAAGGUCGUGGUCGUGGUCGUGGUGAUCGUGGUCGUGGUCGUGGUAGUCGUGCUAUCGAAGAUGAGCAGGCUCCAGUCCAAAAUAUCGCUACUAGGCGUGGAUCUCGGCUUGGCCGUCGUGGGCAUGAGCAGGAGCGUGUUAGCCAGCAGAUGUGGUGGAACUGCUUCCUACAGCGCCGACCUAAUUCUCUUAACCCAGUACUCCAUGCUGGACGCCUAUUCCAUGAGGUCGUAAUAGACGCAUGGGCGUCAAUCCAGGGAAAUCGCCUUGCCUGGUGGCAGUAAAACCAGAGUAAGGUCCGUCGUGCACACUUUACUGGGCUCCUAGAGGCGCUUGGAAACUCUGAUGUAACUGGUCGUGAGCUGGGAAGUACUAUCGUGCUUGGGAAGACUUUCCAUGGCGGGCCUCGGUUUAUGCGAGAGCUAUAUUUUAAUGCAAUGGCUAUGGCGGCGUAUAGUGGGCCGCCAGAGUUCUUUAUUACCAUGACAUGUAACCCAGCCUGGCGUGAGGUAAUAGAUGAGCUGGCGCCAGGAGAAUCAGCAACAGACCGAAUUGACCUCUGCUGUCGCGUUUUCCAUAUAAAGCUGGCGCAGCUCCUACACGACCUAACGAAGAGCCAUGUCCUUGGGAAGUGUGUCGCGUACUGCUACUCUGUUGAGUUUCAGAAGCGUGGACUACCACAUGCCCAUAUUCUUAUUAUUACGACACCAGAUGAUCGCGCCACUUCUAUCGAAAAGAUUGACGCCGCUGUAUGUGCG